AUGGUUGAUCCAAAGAAAACACUUCAGAUUCCAUCCUUCAUUUUUGCAUUUAUUGGAACGGUUCUGAAUUUCGUUGCGAUAGCGACACCAUCAUGGCAGGUUGUUUAUGCAAGAGAAUUGCAACAGUGGAUUAAAAGUGGUUUAUGGAUGCAUUGUCAAACCAGACCAUCUGGGAUGCUUUCGUGCACAUACACAUUCACAAAAAACGACUACGAUUUUUAUACGAGUGCCGAUCUUAUCAAUAUUAGGACACCAGCAUUUUUUGAAUGGCAACACAAUUUGUUGUAUGUGUUAUUGGGUGCACAAUUUAUCGCUCAGCUCGCACUGAUCUCGUUUUGUGUCUCGCAUGCGCAUUCAGCGCAUCGAAUCGCCUCGUGGUUUUUUUCUGUGGCGAUCGCAAUUUCAGUUUUGAUUCAUUUCUGUGCAAAUGUAGCCUUUCAAGUUCUCGCACAUAUGGUCGAAUACCGAUUUUAUCAUGUCAGUGUCAGCGGUAUCUAUGAGAAGCAUGUGGGCUAUUCGUAUUAUUUACAUCUGUUCGGCACAUUUGUACUGCUGCUUGCGUUGAUCUUGUCGAUUGCGUACGUCAUAAUGGAUUAUCGUUUGGAACGAAGUAACGCAUCGUUGCGGAGUCAACUCGGAGCACCUUUCAAUCCCUAUCAGGUGAAUGAGACCUCAUGCAUGGUAUAG
Messenger RNA from Anisakis simplex (herring worm), 687 nucleotides. NCBI's taxonomy places the organism in Eukaryota, Metazoa, Nematoda, Chromadorea, Rhabditida, Anisakidae. The record is from the annotation of a GenBank genome assembly.